GUCGGCUUGCUGGACCUGGAGUUGAAUCAACUGACCAAAGCCCUGUUUUUGGCUUUAGUCGCACUAUCAGUUGUUAUGGUAACCUUGCAAGGAUUUGUAGGCCCAUGGUAUCGCAACCUUUUCCGGUUCCUCCUCCUGUUUUCUUAUAUCAUCCCGAUCAGUUUACGUGUGAACUUGGACAUGGGUAAGGCAGCCUAUGGGUGGAUGAUUAUGAAAGAUGACAAUAUUCCUGGAACAGUUGUUCGAACUAGCACCAUACCAGAAGAGUUGGGACGAUUAGUUUAUUUACUAACGGAUAAAACAGGAACACUUACACAGAAUGAGAUGAUAUUUAAGCGCCUCCACCUAGGUACUGUGUCCUAUGGAACAGAUACAAUGGAUGAAAUUCAGAGUCAUAUUAUAAACUCUUAUUCACAGGCACACUCUCAGAAUAGUGGAAACAGUACCAGUUCAACACCAUCUAGGAAGCCUCAGUCGUCUGCACCCAAAGUCCGCAAGAGCGUCAGCAGUCGGAUACAUGAAGCGGUGAAGGCCAUUGCACUGUGUCACAAUGUGACCCCAGUAUAUGAAUCCCGGGCUGGUGUGUCUGGAGAAACAGAAUAUGCAGAGGUGGAUCAGGACUUCAGCGAUGAAAAUCGAACUUACCAGGCUUCCAGCCCUGAUGAGGUGGCUCUGGUGCAGUGGACAGAGAGUGUCGGUCUCACUCUGGUUAACAGGGAUUUGACCUCAAUGCAGCUGAAGACCCCUGGUGGACACAUUCUGACGUACUAUAUUCUGCAGAUCUUUCCCUUCACUUCUGAGAGCAAGCGCAUGGGGAUCAUAGUUAGGGAUGAAUCUUCAGGAGAAAUAACAUUUUACAUGAAGGGUGCAGAUGUUGCAAUGUCCACUAUUGUACAGUACAAUGAUUGGUUAGAAGAAGAGUGUGGAAAUAUGGCACGAGAAGGACUGCGUACACUGGUUGUUGCCAAAAAAUCACUGACUGAAGAACAGUAUCAAGAUUUUGAGAAUCGAUACAAUCAAGCAAAGUUAAGUAUACAUGAUAGAAACCUGAAGGUUGCUGCUGUUGUAGAGAGUUUGGAGCGAGAAAUGGAAUUGCUGUGUCUCACUGGAGUAGAAGAUCAGCUGCAGGCAGAUGUUAGACCAACUCUAGAGAUGCUAAGAAAUGCUGGAAUAAAGAUAUGGAUGUUAACAGGAGAUAAACUGGAGACAGCAACCUGCAUCGCAAAAAGUUCUCACUUAGUGUCUAGAACUCAAGAUAUUCACGUUUUCAGACCUGUUACCACUCGAGGAGAGGCUCACUUAGAACUAAAUGCCUUUAGGAGGAAGCAUGACUGUGCCUUGGUGAUAUCUGGGGACUCACUUGAGGUUUGUCUGAAGUAUUAUGAGCAUGAAUUUGUAGAGUUGGCUUGUCAGUGUCCUGCCGUAGUGUGCUGCCGAUGUUCUCCCACCCAAAAAGCUCAUAUUGUGAAACUGUUACAGCACCACACUGGAAAACGCACAUGUGCAAUAGGUGACGGAGGAAAUGAUGUCAGCAUGAUCCAAGCAGCAGACUGUGGAAUUGGAAUUGAAGGCAAGGAGGGAAAACAAGCUUCCCUAGCAGCUGACUUUUCUAUCACACAGUUUAAACACAUAGGUAGGCUGCUGAUGGUACAUGGUCGAAACAGUUACAAAAGAUCAGCAGCACUUGGUCAAUUUGUCAUGCACCGAGGCCUUAUUAUUUCAACUAUGCAGGCUGUAUUUUCAUCAGUCUUCUAUUUUGCAUCUGUUCCCUUGUACCAAGGAUUCCUAAUGGUAGGGUAUGCAACCAUAUAUACUAUGUUUCCAGUCUUCUCUCUAGUAUUGGACCAGGAUGUGAAGCCAGAAAUGGCAUUGCUAUAUCCAGAACUUUAUAAGGAUCUCACAAAG
Balearica regulorum gibbericeps (East African grey crowned-crane) is the source of this 1905-nucleotide messenger RNA. The record is from RefSeq and is a predicted model, not a curated record. NCBI's taxonomy places the organism in Eukaryota, Metazoa, Chordata, Aves, Gruiformes, Gruidae.